AUGGGACAAGGAGACGAGGGUUUCUUUGAAUGAGAUUGGUUAACGCCUCUCUUCUUCUCCAUCUCUCAUCCUACAAAACUUCAUCCUCUGCAUCUAGGGUUUCUCACCAUUAUCGCCGCUCCUUCUUCUCUCACUUUGUCUUCUCCUCGUCUUUGCUGUCGAAAUCGUUUUCCACAGCAACCAUGCCGGGUUCCGAGUCGUCGGAAAUUCAAUGGCCGGCGAGGAGAGUGAGGGACACUUUCAUCAAGUUCUUCGAAGGAAAGGGCCAUGUCAAUUGGAAAUCGAGCCCUGUUGUUCCUCACAGUGAUCCUACUCUACUCUUUGCGAACGCUGGAAUGAACCAGUUCAAGCCAAUAUUUUUGGGGACUGUUGACCCGAAUACUGCCCUGAGCAAGCUAACCCGUGCAUGUAACACCCAAAAAUGUAUCCGCGCCGGGGGAAAGCAUAAUGAUCUUGACGAUGUUGGGAAAGAUACUUACCAUCACACCUUCUUUGAAAUGCUCGGCAACUGGUCAUUUGGUGAUUACUUCAAGCAGGAAGCAAUAGAAUGGGCUUGGGAACUUUUAACCAAGGUUUAUGGGCUACCCACGGAUCGGAUUUAUGCGACCUAUUUCGGUGGUGAUGAAAAAGCUGGUCUGGCCCCUGAUACCGAGGCUAAAGAUAUAUGGCUGAAGUUUCUUCCACCUGGUCGUGUGCUACCCUUUGGUUGCAAAGAUAACUUUUGGGAGAUGGGAGACACUGGUCCUUGCGGUCCUUGCACUGAGAUACAUUUUGAUCGAGUUGGUAACCGUGACGCCGCAUCAUUGGUUAACAAUGACGAUCCAACUUGUAUAGAGAUUUGGAAUCUUGUUUUUAUUCAGUUCAACAGGGAAAACAAUGGCUCACUCAAAUCUCUGCCUGCCUUGCAUGUGGACACUGGACUGGGUUUCGAGAGAUUGACUUCGGUUCUUCAGAACAAAAUGAGCAAUUAUGACACAGAUGUAUUUAUGCCUAUAUUUGAUGCCAUCCAGAAGGCCACAGGAGCUCGAUCAUACUCUGGAAAAGUUGGUUCAGAAGAUGUGGACAACGUUGACAUGGCAUAUAGAGUUGUUGCUGAUCAUAUUAGAACUUUAUCAUUUGCUAUAGCAGAUGGAUCUUGUCCAGGUAAUGAGGGUCGUGAGUAUGUCCUGCGUCGCAUUCUUCGUCGAGCGGUACGUUAUGGGAAGGAGAUUCUAAAAGCUGAGGAAGGCUUUUUCAAUGGCCUCGUAAGCUCUGUCAUUCGAGUCAUGGGUGAUGUCUUUCCGGAGUUGCAACAACAUGAAGCUCGCAUCAGAGAGAUAAUCAAAGAUGAAGAAGCAAGCUUUUGCAAGACCUUGGGGAAGGGAAUUGAGAAAUUUGAGAAAGCUGCUCAGGCAGUUCAGAGAAAAAAACUGAGUGGACAGGAUGCGUUUGUCCUUUGGGAUACGUAUGGUUUCCCAUUAGAUUUGACUCAGUUGAUGGCUGAGGAAAGAGGCUUAGUGGUUGAUGUUGAGGGUUUCAACAAAGCCAUGGAAGAGGCAAGGGAAAGAUCUAGGAGUGCCCAGAAUAAGCAAGCUGGUGGUGCAAUUUCAAUGGACGCUGAUGCUACAUCUAAUUUGCACAAGAGUGGUGUUUCAGCCACUAACGAUUCUUUCAAAUACAUAUGGUUCCAGGAUCAUGAUAGUGAUGUGAAAGCUAUUUACACUGGUUCAGCGUUCAUGGAAAGUUCUGGCGUUGGCGAUAAUGUGGGACUAGUAUUGGCGUCAUCAAGUUUCUAUGCAGAGCAGGGUGGUCAGAUUUUCGACACAGGGGUGAUAGAAGGCUCUUUCGGUACGUUCAAAGUUUGCAAUGUGCAAAUAUUUGGUGGUUUUAUUCUUCAUAUUGGUUAUCUCACGGGGGAAACCGGAAAGAUCAGUGUGGGGGAUAAAGUCACCUGCAAGGUUGAUUACGAGAGACGUAAACUCAUUGCUCCUAAUCACACUUGUACACAUAUGUUGAACUUUGCCCUAAGGGAGGUGCUUGGAGAUCAUGUUGAUCAGAAAGGAUCCAUUGUCCUUCCUGAAAAAUUGCGAUUUGAUUUUUCCCAUGGCAAGCCGGUUGAUCCUGAACAGCUGAGAAAGAUCGAGUUCAUUGUGAAUGAUCAGAUUAAGGCUGAAUUAGAUGUAUAUGCGAAGGAAGUGACUCUUUCUGAAGCCAAGCGUAUCAAGGGUUUAAGAGCAGUAUUUGGAGAAGUCUACCCUGAUCCUGUCAGAGUGGUGGCAGUUGGGAAACAAGUCGAGGACCUUUUAUCUGAUCCUGAAAACAAUGAAUGGUUAUCAAUUUCAUCUGAGUUAUGUGGAGGAACCCAUAUAUCAAACACCCGCGAAGCCAAAGCAUUUGCUCUUUUAGCUGAGGAGGGAAUUGCCAAAGGCAUCCGUAGGAUAACUGCUGUGACUACUGAUUGUGCUUUUGAUGCGGUGAUUGCGGCAUCCAUGCUUGAAAAAGAGGUAGAGGACGCAUCCAAAGAAUUGGGAAGCGCAUUGGAAAAGAAAGUUGCUGCUUUGAAGAGCCGGGUAGAUGCAGCAGUUAUUCCAGCACCCAAAAAAGCAGAUAUCAGGGCCAAGAUUGUUCUGCUACAGAGUGAAGUGAGAAAGGCUCAGAAGAAAAUAGCAGAAGAAAACAUCCGGAAAGCUGUCAAAGUGGCAACGGAGACCGCCGAGGCUGCAGCUUCGGAUGGAAAGCCCUUCUGUGUAUCCAAUGUUGAUGUUGGUCUUGAUGCAGCCGCUGUGCGGGAGGCAGUUUCAAAAGUCAUGGAACAAAAGGGCAUGUCAAUUAUGGUAUUCAGUACGGAUGAAGCCACAAAAAAGGCCGUUGUGUGUGCUGGAGUUCCAGGGAAGUACAAGCAACUGGACGUGACAGAGUGGUUAUCAAAUGCUUUGGGGCCUCUAAAUGGGAGAUGUGGAAAAGGAAAAGGUGGUCUUGCAACAGGACAGGGAACUGAUGCUUCUCAGGUGAAUGCGGCAUUGGAUUUGGCUGCAACCUUUGCAUCAAUGAAACUCAACUGAUUUGUUUUGGAAGAUUUUACAGUCUUCGCUUUGGGGUGUUGUUAAAAAUCGGCCAUGGCGCCGCCAUUCCCCCCAUUAUGGCGUCAAAUUGUAUGGCGUUGUGGCGGGCCAUGUGGCGAAGACCAAUAAAAAAGGAAAACAAUUUAACCAAAUCGGCAGAAUUGGAAACGUUUCCAAAUGAAAAAAGGAAAAUUGCCAAAACAGAAAAAUAAAAACUUUGCAAAAAAAGGAGAAUGUAGAGUUUCUACAACGUUCUAAUGUAUAUUCAAUGACAAGUUUCUAUCA
This is a messenger RNA of Tarenaya hassleriana, 3326 nucleotides long. Its product is annotated as alanine--tRNA ligase-like. NCBI's taxonomy places the organism in Eukaryota, Viridiplantae, Streptophyta, Magnoliopsida, Brassicales, Cleomaceae. Gene Ontology annotation, molecular function: ATP binding; aminoacyl-tRNA deacylase activity; alanine-tRNA ligase activity. The record is from RefSeq and is a predicted model, not a curated record. The transcript is spliced from 25 exons. Gene Ontology annotation, cellular component: chloroplast; mitochondrion; cytoplasm. The coding region runs from base 30 to 3041 and encodes 1003 amino acids. Gene Ontology annotation, biological process: tRNA modification; alanyl-tRNA aminoacylation.